Molecule: messenger RNA, 943 nt
Organism: Lactuca sativa (garden lettuce)
Lineage: Eukaryota; Viridiplantae; Streptophyta; Magnoliopsida; Asterales; Asteraceae
Source: RefSeq, a predicted model, not a curated record
AGAUGAUGCAGCGCUAGAUGCCAUGACCUGGGCCGAUUUCUCUACCAGGUUCAGAGCGGAGUUUGCACCGGUUAUUGAGAUGCAACAGUUAGCUAGAGAGUUUCAGGACCUCACCCAAACUACAGAGACCGUGGCGGAGAUCACCGCCAAGUUCAGGGAGAGGGCUCUUCUCGUUCCUCAGUAUGCAGCCGAUGAGGAGAUGAAGAAGACCCGUUAUCAUGAGAUGUUGCGGAGCGAUAUCCGCCAGUUUGUGAGCCGGUCCAGCUGUAAAACGCUGGAUGACAUGAUUGCUAGGGCUCGGGAGAGGGAGAUUGACCUUGAGAUGGAGAAGAAGAAGAGGAAACCGGAGGCGAUUUCGGGUACAGGUAGUUCGGGGAAAAAGCCCAAGGUUUCAGAUCAUAGAUCCAGGAGUCAGCAAAGUCACGGUCGAUGUGGCAAGUAUGGGAGAUUGCACGAUGGGGUGUGCAAGGCAGGGAGUUCCGGUUGCUACAAGUGCGGUCGGACUGGGCAUUUGAGCAGGGAUUGUACGGCCCCUGCUACCGCCAUUGCAGCAUCAGAUCUGAUUUGCUUUCAGUGCAAUCAGAGGGGACAUAAAAAGUCCCAGUGUCCGAGUUUAGCUGCAGCAGGGAAGGUGGCUGCACCUGCCCCUGCUACUUUGAGGAUUACAGAUGGCCGGCAGGGCCGAGCCGAGGCGCCAGUGGCGAAGAGUAGAGCUUUUCAGAUGACAGCAGAGGAGGCACGAGCGACUCCUGAUGUGGUGACGGGUACUUCCGCAAGUAAAGGGAAGAGCUCGGGAUGAUGGUAUCGCACACACCACAGCUUCAGUUUUUGUCAUGGGAGUUGAUUCAGUUUCUUGGAUAUGUUUGAUACAGUUGUGACACAGUCUUUCUCACAAUAUUUUAGUAUGGUUUUGGGAUACGUAAUGCAUGGUUUUAUUAUGUGA